Molecule: messenger RNA, 2638 nt
Organism: Dendronephthya gigantea
Lineage: Eukaryota; Metazoa; Cnidaria; Anthozoa; Malacalcyonacea; Nephtheidae
Product: von Willebrand factor A domain-containing protein 5A-like
Exons: 3
Coding region: 124-2619 (831 amino acids)
Source: RefSeq, a predicted model, not a curated record
UGAUGUAAGAAUAUUUGCUGAGUCUCUUGCUUUUUCAAAACCAUACCGCAUGCGUCCAGAGUUUUGCUGUUGAGAAAAUUUGUCUUUUUAAACACAUUUAAACUAUUAGCGAAGAUUAACGAAAUGUUGUUGGAAGGUUUAUUUGUCUGCGGUCGAGAAGACGCAAUUCCAUUGAAAAGUCUUUCCGUACGAGCGUUUCUUCAGGGUUAUGUUGUUGGCUUUCGUUCAACGUUGACCUACGAAAACAAUACAUCAAUCCCGCUCGAAGUCUUCUUCCGUACGCCUGUCGAUGACUCGUAUGCUGUUGUCGGUUUGGAAGCUACUAUCGAUGGUAGAAAGGUCCAAGCUAAAGUACAAGAGAAAGAAAAAGCGAAAGAAAUGUACAAGGAAGCAAUAUCACAAGGAAAGACAGCUGCGUUUGGAGAAGAAAAGAAAGGUGAUAUAUUUAGUUUGGUGCUGGGAAACCUUCCCCCAGGUGAGAAUGCUGUGUUGCAACUGACCAUGGUGGGUGAGCUUGCUGUUGAACCUGAUGGUGCUGUGAGGUUUGUUCUACCAACAGUUUUGAAACCACGGUACACACCCCUUGGAAGCACAGACCCCCUUGCACCAGAAACGUCUACUUCAGGAAGUGCCACAGUACACCAUGCAACAGGACCACCAGUAUAUGAAUUUGAGAUGGUGAUAAAUGGUGCGCCUAGCAUUGCCGAGGUAACAUCUCCAUCCCAUGAGAUCCAUGUUGAGAACACUGGUCAGAAUAUUAAUGUUUGUUUGGCUGAAGAAAAACAGACUGAUAUUGUGAUACUGAUUCGGUCAAAAGAAGUACACAAACCUUUGGUAAUUGUUGAACCUGGUAUGUCAAAUGGUGAGAAUGAUUUCCAGAAAAGCACAGCAGUUAUGGUCAGUUUCUUCCCCGAAUUCAAAGGUGACAGUUCUUGCCUCCAAGCUGCUUGUGAGUUUGUGUUUGUGGUUGAUCGUAGUGGAAGCAUGGAAGGGUCCUAUAUCAGAGAUGCUGCACAAACACUCUUGCUUUUCCUAAAGAGUAUCCCUGAAGGCUGUUAUUUCAAUGUGAUUGGUUUUGGAAGUCGAUAUGAGAAGCUAUUUCCUGAGAGCGUUCCUUAUGACCAGAAAAAUCUGGAAAAAGCAGUGCAACAUGCAGAAAACCUUCAAGCAGACCUUGGUGGUACGGAGUUGUUUGACCCUCUAAAAUAUAUUUACAGCCAUGACCCAAUGAAAGGCUUACCUAGACAAGUUUUUGUUCUCACUGAUGGAAGUAUCAGUAAUACAGAAUCAGUAAUCAAGCUUGUUGCAAAGAAUUCAACUAACUCAAGAUGUUUCUCUUUUGGUAUUGGCUCUGGAGCAUCAAGCACUCUUGUGAAAGGAAUUGGCAGAAGCAGGAAAAGGUUGCUGCAGAAUUCAUCACUUCAGGAGGAGAGAAAUGGCCAAGAGAGCCAACCAUCUUUCACUGCUUGUGCAGGAAAAGCAAUUAUAUGUUGCACCUUUCAGGUAAUCAGUUCUUUAAAGAAAGCCAUGCAACCAGCAGUUACCAACACCCAAGUCUCGUACACUACUCCUGCUGGUGUGACAGUUACUUCUGUACCAAAAGGGUCUCUUCCAGCAAUUUUUAUUGGAGAACGUUUAAUAGUUUAUGCCAUCCUUCAUCACAGUUCACUUUCUUCUGAAACACAAGAAGGAACGGUUUGCCUGACUGGUGAUUUACUCGGGGCAAAGGUUGAACACAACAUGAGAUUUCAAGUUCCACUGGCGGUGACGAAAGACAACAUGUCCCAGGUGUCAACUAUUCAUCAUCUUGCUGCUAAAAGAUCCAUCAAGGAAAUGGAAUCGAGCAAUGACAGCAGUCCAGAAAUAAAGCAGCUCAGUUGUGAUUCAAAUGUGAUAUCUUCCCAAACAGCAUUUAUCGCCAUUGAUGAAGAAAGAAAAAAGGCGGUGAAAGGAAGCCUGCAAACCUGGGAUAUUCUGCCUGAUGAACAUCACAUGGAGACGUUUUGGUACAAGACAACGAAACGUUCUCGGUUCCGCCGCCCUGUGAAUGAUUCAUGCGUUUACGGGGAGUCUGAUACACACUUUAAGAGCUUAAGAAAACGUUUUAAACGAUCCUCCUCGCCUAUUUCUGCCCCGGCAGCUUCAUACCCGGCAGAACAACUCUCCAGACCUACUAAACAAAGCAUAACUCAUUCCUCGUCCUCACUCCCUAAUAUAGUGCUUACCCGCUUCUCAGAGUCUCCCUGGCCCCCUCCCCCUCAAAUGGCUAUGUACGAGACGAGUUCUUCAGAGUCAACUGCAACAGAGAAUCCACUCGCAACGAUCAUCAGCCUUCAGCUCGCCAGUGGUGCGUGGAAAAUGUCAACAUUCCUGAGCGAUGUUAUCUCUAAAACCACAGAAGAGAUAAAAGAUGCGUGUCCAGUGUCUUGUGAAGGUGAUAUGGAGUCAAUCUGGGCGACAAUUAUUGUCUUGACGUAUCUGCAACUUCGCCAGUCAAAUUUCAAAGAUGAAUGGGAGUUGAUUGCCCUCAAGGCUGAAACAUGGCUGACAAAACAAAGUCUUCCUCAAGGAUCUUCCAUACAAGAUUUACGAGAAAAAGCUGAAGCAUUUCUUUCUUAACUUACAAAAUUACAAUAAA